This is a messenger RNA of Pan troglodytes (chimpanzee), 78 nucleotides long. RefSeq lists its product as uncharacterized. The transcript has a single exon. Bases 1 to 78 code for a protein of 25 amino acids. NCBI's taxonomy places the organism in Eukaryota, Metazoa, Chordata, Mammalia, Primates, Hominidae. The record is from RefSeq and is a predicted model, not a curated record.
AUGGGCAACGGUGAUUGGGACCGAAGGGGAGUCUCUCCGUCACUGUUGCUGGGACGCGUGCCUGUGCUGGUGUCUUAG